UUACAAAUCAUAUGAUACUAAGUAGUAGUAGUAGUAGUAGUAGUAGUAAGUAGUAUGUAUUAGUAAGUAGUAAUGAUAGAACGAAUUGAAUAAAAUGUAUAAAUAUCCAUUUCAAUGAAGUGAUAUUUAUUGUUUCCAUAUGAAAUUUGUGGAUAUUUAUUGAAUUGAUUCUAUUGUUCUAUGUAUAUAAUAGAUAGAUAUUGAAUUAGCAUAGUGAUUAAACAGACCUGGCAACAAAAACAAAAACACCCAAAAAAAAAAAGAGAACACAACGUAUUCCAUAGUAAAUGCCACUAUUUAAAUUCAUAAUACCAACAAUAAAUCAACAUAAAAAAUGUGAAAAUAUAUUUCGUUGGCUUGUUAAAGAUUCUAUGAAUGAUAUCACAUAUGAACAAUUAAAUGAGAGAAUACAAAGUAUAUUCUAUAAAUUGGAUUCUUAUAAUAAUAAUAAUGAUUUAAUGAAAGAGUUUCAAGUAUUAUGGUAUGAUGGUGAAGAUCUAUGUCGUAUUAUUUCCACAGAAGAUCUUCAUGAUGCUAUACAAACAUUAGGUGGAUCAAAUGGUAAUGAAAAAAGUAUCCGAUUUUAUAUAACAACAAAUGAUUGUGAACAAUUCAAGAAUCAAUUGAAUAGUUUCAUAAAAGAAAAACAACCUAAUGAAUUAAAAUUACCCGAUUUACCAGAAACAUUAGAUAAACUUGAAAUUGAUGAAAAUGUGAAACAUAGUAACACUGAUCUAAAUCACAUAGAAACAAAAUUAGAUACAAAACAAUCACUAAUCGAUAAAUCAAUAUUAUUCGAUCAAAAAACGAAUGAAAUUGAUCUAGAUCAUCAUCCUAUUGUACCUAGUGCACCAACAUUAAUGGAUUCAAAUACAAUGGAUUUAUUAUGGUCAUCAUUACAAUUACCACAAUAUAAUAUGAAUUAUAUGAAUAUACCACAAAAUGUUCAUACAUAUACUACUUAUACACCAUAUACACAAGGAUAUUUUUUAUAUAAUAAAAUGAAUAUAAGUAAAUUACCACCAUCAUCCCCAUCCCUAUCCCCAUCUCCAUCAUCAUCAUCAUCGUUGUCGACAUGUCUUCAAUCCUAUUCAAUGAAUGAUCAGAAACGGUUAACAAACAAUACAUAUAGUACAAUAUUACAAUUACCUAGUUCAUCAUUUCAUUUAAACAAACGAAAUAAUCCAUAUACAAGAUCAUGUAUUAACUUAGCAACUAAAUCUAAUAUUACUACUAAUAAUAGUAAUAGUAAUGGUAAACAUCAAAUCGAUAUAUCGGCUAUUAUUAUACGAUUACGUCAUAUGGGAUUUCAACAAAGUGAUAUCUAUUUAAGUAAUAUCAUUAGACAAUAUAAUGGGAAUAUAAAUCCUAUUUUAGAUAGAUUAUCAUUUGAAAACAAUAAGAAAUUAUAAUGUAUUUGUACUGUUUGUUUAUUGAUUUGAUAACUUCCAUAUGGAUUAUUAUUUGUAUGCUUGAAAUAAACUCAUCUCUUUCAUC
Molecule: messenger RNA, 1497 nt
Organism: Schistosoma intercalatum
Lineage: Eukaryota; Metazoa; Platyhelminthes; Trematoda; Strigeidida; Schistosomatidae
Source: the annotation of a GenBank genome assembly